Molecule: messenger RNA, 535 nt
Organism: Tarenaya hassleriana
Lineage: Eukaryota; Viridiplantae; Streptophyta; Magnoliopsida; Brassicales; Cleomaceae
Exons: 3
Coding region: 30-326 (98 amino acids)
Source: RefSeq, a predicted model, not a curated record
GAGAGGGGAGAGGGAGAGAGCGAAAGAGAAUGGAGAAGUACUUUGGCAACGCGUACAGGGGCGACCCAGGAGUGCCACAUGGAGAUGCGGAUCGGUUCGUGAACAUUUGGAUUGGAUCCGCGGCUUUCUCCGUCAUGACCUGGUUCAACCCCUACAUGUGGCAGCUCUCCAACCAGUUCAAUUGGCAUGACAAGUGGAUGCUGUUUGAGCAAUAUCACUGGAAGAAAGCAAGAGCAAAGAACCAGCCUUACGAAUUUAAGUGGAAUAAGAUACCUAGAGAAGUCCGAGAUUCGUACUAUUACAACUGGCCUUACUACUUCCCAUAGAAGCCUGCGUGAUGCAGUCUCGUCCUUUGCGUUAGAGAGACCAGAAGGAGGAGGAGAACUUGUAAACUGCAUGAGAACCUAUCUCGAUUGGCUUCUUGUUAUGCUCUUGUGCUGUUUGAUUUGAGGUUCUUGUACCGGUUCAAGAUUAUGUUUCUUGUUUCUCUGGUUGAAGUACCUUGUGGCAAUGGUAAACCGGCUUUCAGACCAAA